Molecule: messenger RNA, 2225 nt
Organism: Diuraphis noxia (Russian wheat aphid)
Lineage: Eukaryota; Metazoa; Arthropoda; Insecta; Hemiptera; Aphididae
Source: RefSeq, a predicted model, not a curated record
GUCGGCGGUACCUAUACGUACGGGCGACCGGCAAACACUAUWUAAGAUACGAUAUGGUCUACCACUCGUCCUUUCCGCAGUGACGACGACAGACGAACGAUAAACAGCAGCAAUAAUAUUAUAACAAUGUUAUAUCUUAAUGUUAUCGAUAUUGUCGCGUCAUCGUAAUAAUUAUAACCAUCGAGAUCGAAAUCGUCUGCGUUCUGUUGAUGUUUUCCUAUUUUUAAUAAUAAUAUUUGUACUGWAUUUUUUUUAUUUUUUUUUUAUUACGAUUUAAUAUCUUACGUCAAUAAUUAAUGCGGCAUAACGUUAUAACGAAGUUGUCUAAUACCAUUAUUAUGAACACGUUUCUCACGUGGGUUUUUGUUCUGUCGUUUAAGGGGGCCAUACAAGAAAUGAAAAUCUACGCAUCGCCAGAUUUCGCCGAUAUCCAGUGCACGGAACUUUUGCAGCCAGACGAUGACAAGGAACUAGAAAAUCCUGAAGACCUGGCUAGCGGCAGUUACUCAGAGAGACCACCUGCUCCACCACCACCGCCACCAUCAAACGAAAACCAUGGCUAUCAGACACCCAACAUCAAAGGUGAUAAAGGUGAUCCCGGUCAAAAGGGAGAGUCGAUCAGAGGACCGCCCGGUCCACCCGGACCUCCAGGCUCGCCGUUUUCCGGAGACUUUGCCACCGACGAAGAACUCGUCAAAUCUGGAGUAUCUGGACCGAGAGGUCCGCCGGGCAUAUGUAGUUGUAACCUCACCACGUUAUUUGCACCAGGAAACAUACCGGAAUUACUACAAGGACCGCCGGGCAAUCCUGGCAUCGAUGGCAAAAUGGGAUUGACUGGACUCCCGGGUGCCGUAGGAUUGCCAGGAGAACGAGGAUUAGAAGGCAUUAAAGGGGACAAAGGCGAUAGAGGAGAUGUCGGGCAACGAGGAAACGAAGGCAUUCAAGGCCCUAAAGGUGAACCUGGAAUCGACGGAGAACGCGGCUUGCAAGGACCUCCGGGUCCACCAGGUCCUCCUGGGGGAUCAGAUUUUUCAAAUAAUGAUCCAAGUUGGAAACCAAGACCGAUUUACAAGGACAUUGGAUUUGAGUCAAACGUCGGGAGGCCCGGUCCCCCGGGUCCUAAAGGCGAUCCGGGUGUUGACGGCGCUCCGGGCUUAAAAGGUGCAAAAGGAGUUCAAGGAAAUAAAGGCGUUCGCGGGGAGCUUGGAAGCAAAGGAGUCAAAGGCGACAAGGGUAAUGUUGGACCUACUGGACCACAAGGUUUUAAAGGGGAACGAGGAAUACGUGGAUUUGACGGAACUCCAGGAAUGCCAGGAGAAAAUUCUCGCCCAGCGCCCAAAGGCGAAAAAGGCGACCCUGGGUCACCUGGACCACCCGGUCCACCAGGACCAGCGCUGUCAGGGGUGAAAAUUGAUAAAACGGAUACAGCAGUUGUGAAAACAGUGAAAGGUGAUAAAGGCUCAAAAGGAGAUCGUGGGGAAAAAGGAGCAGUUGGUAAUUUGGGCCCCGGAGGAAACCCUKGUCCACCUGGUUUGACGGGUCCCAAAGGUGAACGAGGAGAGCCCGGUUUACCAGCACCCGUAUCAUCUACGACCAACCUAGGAAUGAACAUCAAAGGAGAUAAAGGUGAAAUGGGAAGACGAGGUAGACGCGGAAAACCAGGUCCUAUUGGUCCACCAGGUCCACCCGGAGAGAUUGGUUUACCUGGUUUACGAGAAGACGGUUCGCCAGGCAAAGCGGGAGGUGUUAAAGGGGACAAAGGUGAUCCGGGAGAAUCUGUGAAAGGGGAAAAAGGAGAACCGGGAAAAKAUGGAUUACCAGGUUCGGGAGGAACAUACGUGCCUGUACCAGGUCCACCAGGUCCACCAGGAAUUCCAGGUGUUGCAAUCGAAGGGCAAAAGGGUGAACCUGGUGAUCCAGGAUUUUCAUCAUCGCCUCUCCGAAGUGAAAUAAACGAACCCAUAAUUGUACCAGGCGCAAUGACGUUCCCGAACAAGAAAUCAAUGAUAAACUUGACAGAUAGAACUCAGAUGGGUACCAUUGCAUUCAUCAUCGAAGAGGAAGCUCUUUUAGUCCGUGUCACCCGUGGCUGGCAGUACAUUUCCCUUGGUUCAUUGGUCACAACUGGAAUGGAUCCGGUCCCGACGAACAUUCCGUUGCCGACUAGAGUACCAUUAGAAUCAUCGAAUUUAGUACAUAACCAUCCAAUAAAAGAUAACACAAUG